AAUAGUAAAGGAACAUUAUGGGAAACGGCUAGGUCUUCAUGAGACAUGUUAGCAUGAAGCAAUUGUAAGAAUAAUUGGAGACACUAAAAAAUAAGCGGAUUCAUAGAACAACAGAAAGUCCUCAGUAAUAACAACAAUCACAAUUCUGCUGCUGUUAAUGGCAACAACAAUUAUAUAAUAACAAUAGUACUACUAAGUAAUUUUGGAAUAGGGAUCCAAUAAACACUCAAUAAGGAGGAUAAUGUAAUAUGAAUAUUUGUUGUAGCGCUAAAUUAUUUUUUAGAGUCUUAGAAAUGACUCAGAUCUGCAGGUGAAUGGCAUCUUCUCCCUUUAUGAUCCAGAGAUUAAGAUGAGCAGUGUCAUUUCUUGGGUCAAUUCACAAAUGUUAAUGCAUUGCUCAUCUAAAAAUGCUAAAAUUUCUGAAAAUAUAUAAGCUUUACUUCCUUAUAUGAUACCAAAACCCCAGAAGCCAUUUAGACCUUUUGCAGACACUAGAUGCCAAAAGCCCAAGUAAAAGACAAUCAACAUAUAAAAGUUCAGCCGAUUCAAAUAUAGAAAAGGGACCUUUGCUGUGUCUGUUUAGGAUACAGCAUUAGGGGUUCACUUGGAGGAAUUUCUUCAGCAUAAUAAGAGCACCCAAACCGUAGUAAAAGCCUAUAUUACGAGCUCCACUGGAAGUAAUUCUGACAAGCCGACAGGGCAUACAUUCAUCGACUUCUUUAUUAUAGUCAACAGCCAUAAGGGCACAUACCAUCUAAAGACAGACAGCAGAUUUGCACCAAGGAAAGCAAGAACAUAAUGGUCAAGAACUACAAUUUUUCCUGCUUCCAUGAUAAAAUUUUGAUUCACAAAUACUAGAAGGAGCUGUAAUGGCAACCAAAACCAUACUCAAAGGACUCCUGGAUCUAACCAUGAGUCCAGCUAGUGCAGGGCAUCUCCACUCUUGACCAACCAGUAAAUGACACAUGUUGAACUUCGUUUUUUGUAUGCACCAGCCUAUAUCCAAUAGGAAAAGGCCUUCAAUAUUUAAUUGUUGAUCCAGACCUAAAUCUCAUCCUCUGUGCACAAAAAUAUUAUGCUUUCUUUCUCCUGUUGUCAUUUGGAUCUCAAUCAUUCACACAUAUAAUACAGAUGGGAACAAGUGAUGAAUUUCCAUACAUACUAACAACCAACAGCCAUCUCUUUCACACUCUCUAAUAUAAAUGCAGCAAAGUACAAAGCCUGCACUCCAAUGACAAACAACAUUCACAAACUUAAAAUAUUUGAAUCCACCGCCCUUCCUACCAUCUCAUCUCCAUUUUAUAAGCUUCAGUCACAAUACAAAUCUGAUGGACUAACAAUGCAGACUCCAAGCAUCCAUCUCCCUUUCCCACCUCUUGCUUUGGUCAAUGCUCAAAACCCCUUCAACUUUGUGAACUUCCAUGCCAUUGUCUAUCCCAUCUCUCUCAUAUCCUUAACCACUCUUAUCUUCUCCAUCCCAUUCUAAAGCCCCCACUUCUUUCUCCAACUUUGUGAAGUCAAUAUCCAAACUCUUUGCAAUCCAUCCUACUCUGUUCUGUCUCCUGCAGCUCACUUUCUUCCCCAUCUUCCCCACUCUACUAUGGUUCUCAACUUCCUCUAGUUUUCCUUGCUUACUCUUUGAAGUCAAUGCUUAAAGACCCCAGGUCUCGCUGAGUAUUAUACCUCUGAUCCACCAUGACCUUCGAGGGAGGACCAGACCCAAACCUCUCACCCAAUCGCCACCACCACCAUCAUGUUCUGGACUGGUUGGAGGACUCUGUGUCCUUCCUCUCCUCCUUCCUCGAUGAUUCCUACGCUGGAAACACUGCCGAUCAAAUCACCAACUAUGAAUGGUGGACUCAAGAAGAGGACCAGGCCAACAUGAUACACAAUCCUUUGGUCUCCACUCUCGCCACGUCUAAUAACUCUCCAUUACUUCCUCAAGCUGAAUUCUCCAAGAAGAGGAAAUUAUCGACGAACCCAACCACUCCGAACAAGACCCCAACACACCCAAACCGUCAGAGGAUUGCCAUCGAAGGUGAUGGAGGAUUUGAGGAGGAAGGUGAAGCAAACAAGAAGCCAGCGGCGACAGGGAGGAAGGGCCAUGGAAAAGGGAACGCGGGAAGCUCAAGCAAUGGCGUGAGCAAGGAAGUGAGAUGGGCUGAGCAAUUGCUGAAUCCAUGCGCUGCCGCCAUCGAAGCAGCAAACAUCUCGAGGGUCCGACACUUGUUUUGCGUCCUCCGAGAGCUCCAAUCAUUCUCCGGCGAUGCCAAUCACCGGCUCGCGGCCCACGGCCUGCGCGCCCUCUCCAACCAUACCUCCGCUGCAGGGAUCGCCAUCCCCGACCGCGCUGGCACCUCCGCCGCCACCUUCGCCACGACGGAACCGAAGCUCUUCCGAUCAGCGAUUAUCAAGUUCCACGAGGUCAGCCCCUGGUUCGCGUUCCCCAGCGCUCUCGCCAACGCGUCCAUCCUCCAAACCAUGACACUCGACCCCAGCCGCCACGCUAGGUCUCUCCACGUGGUCGACAUCGGGGUUUCCCACGGCGUCCAGUGGCCAACGCUCCUCGACGCGCUGGCUCGCAACCCCGGCGGCGCGCCGAAACUCGUCCGCCUCGCUGUCGCCGGCGGGGCGGCGCCUCCCGGACCAUUCUCCGUGGCGCCGCCAGGGUACGACUUCCAGUCCCACCUCCUCCGCUACGCCAGAUCGAUCGAUCUCAACCUACGGAUCGACCACACCGAAGAUCUCGGCGCGGGGUCCGUGGCUCUCACCGUCGGCGAGACCCUAGUCGUCUGCGUCCAAUUCCGGGCGGGCCAUGGCAGCGCCGACGAUCGCACAUCGUUCCUCCGAUCGAUACGGGAAUUAGAACCCGACCUCGUGGUCCUGAGCGAGAUCGACGGCGGCGGCGGUGAAGUAGGGUUCCCGGCUGGGUUCGCGAGGAACGCAGAGCUGCUGUGGAGGUUCCUUGACUCGACGAGCGCGGCGUUCAAGGGGAGGGAGAGCGCUGAGAGGCGGGUGUUGGAGGGGGAGGCAGCGAGGUUUCUGGAGACGACGGCUGAGGCGGCGGCGGCCGAAGGGCGAGAUCUGUGGCGGGAGAGGAUGGCUGCGGUGGGGUUCCGAGAGGAGGCAUUCGGGGAGGAGGCGCUGGAUGCGGGGAGGGCUCUCCUGCGGAAGUACGACGGGAACUGGGAGAUGAGGGCGGAGGCGGCGGUGGGGCUGCGGUGGAAGGGGCAACCGGUGUCCUUCUGUUCCCUGUGGAAGCCUCACAGGAGAAACUAAAAAAUUAGCGCUGUGAUGAACAAUCGAUCGGAUCGUGACCGUCCGACUGGUGAUCUCUUAGCACGGAAAAUGGAGCGCGUUGUUUCGACGCUCGAAGGCAGAUGAAGCGAUAGAAGCUGUCCCAAAAAUACAAAUGUGGCUCGAUGUACAUAAUGUGGCCCAGACCAUGUGCCGUAGUUCUCCAUGUUCAAUUAGGCUCGAUGUUAUAUUUA
Musa acuminata AAA Group (dessert banana) is the source of this 3491-nucleotide messenger RNA. RefSeq names its product protein NODULATION SIGNALING PATHWAY 1. The transcript has a single exon. Gene Ontology annotation, molecular function: sequence-specific DNA binding; DNA-binding transcription factor activity. Lineage: Eukaryota; Viridiplantae; Streptophyta; Magnoliopsida; Zingiberales; Musaceae. The coding region runs from base 1696 to 3279 and encodes 527 amino acids. The record is from RefSeq and is a predicted model, not a curated record. Gene Ontology annotation, cellular component: nucleus. Gene Ontology annotation, biological process: regulation of DNA-templated transcription.